Pseudocercospora fijiensis CIRAD86 is the source of this 1254-nucleotide messenger RNA. RefSeq lists its product as uncharacterized. Lineage: Eukaryota; Fungi; Ascomycota; Dothideomycetes; Mycosphaerellales; Mycosphaerellaceae. The coding region runs from base 1 to 1254 and encodes 417 amino acids. The transcript has a single exon. The record is from RefSeq and is a predicted model, not a curated record.
AUGGAGCGCGGCGACCUUUCAGUAGCGCCAUUGUCCUACGAAGCCGGUAUCGAUGACAUCAAUACAUUCUACGCCUCUCCAGAGCCGGAGCCGGUUGACCAGCAGUUGGAAGUUGCCGACACGAUGAGCGUGAAUCACCACACCCACCACCUCCAGCAAGCGCAGCUGUUGGAGAAUCAGCUGGCGGCGGUCACAGACAUCGAGAAUCUGCCAGAGCAGGCGGUAUUCAGCUCCACCCUCGAGUCUUCCGCGAAUCCCACUUUCUUUCACGGCGGACUCCCACCCAAUCCGUACUCGCCGGUAGAGACGAGCAGCCAUUCCAGUCUGAUGCGCGAACUGAAACGGAGCACGAGAUCGCCCGGCGCUACACAAGCACGAUCGGCCUCAGAUAUCCCAAACAAGAAGACCACCAAAAAUCCUCGCUCUGUGAAUGACAGCGAAACGCCUGCGAAUAGGACGACUGCAAGGGAUCUGAACCCAAGUAGUGACAGGAGUCAGCUGCAGGCGGAGAUGCGGACAGAAGAAAAGGAUGGUGACUGGCCAGUCCAGGAUUCGCCGCCUUUGCCCAGGCUGGACCUUCGAGCUGGCACAAAGCUGGACCAUUCGCCAUUGAGCUCAAGUCGAUCACGAGACGGACUGCAGGACCUCGAAUAUUCAGCUCUCCUGUCUACUGCGAGUAAUGCGGCCUUAUUGCAAUCGCUUAAGCGCAACAGGCAAAUGAGCUCGCCUCUCUCCGGUGACGUGUCGCAGCGAAAGAAGGCAAAAGUGACCGCGCUGCUUAGCACAAAGAGCCCUCAAGCUCUUUCCAACACAGAAUUGCAAUCACUGCAGUGUGCGCUACCGACCGCCGUCACAGCAGGUACUACCACCGUGCCUUCGCGGACUCUCCUGCCACUUCACGGCUCGAAUGAUCGGCCCACAAUGAACACUGAAGAUGGCUCCCCCAACACAACAAAUGAGCGCAAAGACCCCACUCCUAUGGAUAGGCCUGCGGCGAAAUCGAAUGAGCCAAAAAAUCGCGAGAAAGGGAUUGCGAAGCAAGAAGCUGGCCUACCCUAUACCUCUGGAGCUGUUAAGAGGCCUCCAAGGCACUCGCUGAGUGAGCGUGAGCUCAAAGAGCUCGGAGGCAUUGUAUCGAAUGCUGACAAGCAGUCUCCUCGCAAGACUAGGAUUCAGCGGACGGUAGAACAAGAGUCGCGACCGAACGCGGUUGCUGCUGCGAAGCGUCGCCACAGUACGAAUCCAAAGACGUAA